ACAACAAAAAUUGGGUAAAAUGAGUAAGUACGACUUGAUAAUUAUCAUAGUAAAUACCCUCUUCUUGGAUAAAAUCAACCAUUUUUUCAGGAUCCGGACAGAGAUUCGACGGUUUUUUAGUGAAAAUCAAAGAAAAGUUUUUUGAAGGCAGAUCGGACUUAGCCGCAACCCACAAAACAACUACUUCCAAGAUUUUUGGGUGCCGAGGGGGAUGGGUAGAGUGAGAAACUUAGAGAGAGAGAUUAGGGGUUUGGUUUGAAGAAAAUGAGAGGAAUGAGUGGGUUUAUAUAGGGAAGGAGCCGCCUGCUGGAGGGGCGGUUUGGUCUUUUUACCCCACCAAAAACCGCUCCUCGAGCACAUGGUUUACAUUUUCCAACGCGCAAACCACACUUUAGGGCAACUGUUUCCCGUGGGCGACGCGGAUCACUCCGCUAGCAGGCGGUUAGCCGUCAGAUCGCCUGCCCAUCGUGCGGUUGCAUGGACCGCCACGUGGAGGCGCGUUGUGUCAGCUGCCCAAUGGCAAACCGCCCCUUGCCCGCGCGGUUUAAAUGAGAACCGCGCCUUCGAGGCGCGGUUUAUAGGGGAUGGUGGUAGAUUUGGAAAUUCUUGGGAAUGAGUGGUAUUUUUGUAAUUUUUUUAAAACAGUGGUAGUUUUGGAUUUUUUUCCGUGGUGUUGCAUACUCCUAAAGAAACAUAACGAUAAAGUGAAAUAUUAUUCUUCUCAUAAUUUUAACUGAACCACAAAGUACACAUUUAUAGGAAGUACACAUUUAUAGUAAAACACAGAAAACCAUAAUAGCUAACCCUAUCCUAUUCAACGAAGUAAUUACCGCCAUCUACGUCUAAUCCUAACCCAAUUCUAAAACCUGCCUCAAUUAUCUCCUAAGGUGUUGAAUCGUCAUCUCCUUCAUCCUCAAUUGAACCCCCAAUGACAUCAGCCACAAUUUCUUCUAAACAUUUGUGUGCACAAUACAUUUAUCUUCACCCGGAUAGUCCAACAAAUGACUUACAUCUGUCUGGUUACGAUAACCCAUACCAUUAAUCAUAUCGUAUGAACUUGAAAUGUUUAGAAGAUACAAUAAAGAUAAAUCAUAAGAAAAAAACUCUUAAAAUUAAUAAUUAUUAGUUUAUCAAUUAAUUAAUAACUACUAUAAAUUAAUAAUUUUCACGGUCCAACUAUAUUAAUUUAUGGAGGUUAUACACUUAUACUGAGUUAUACUGUAUGGCCUAAUACAAAGCCAAGCGGUCCGGUUGGCCUUUGAAAGCAAGCGAUGCGCCAUUGUUUUCCUUUGUAAUGACGAACUUAUGUGUUAUUGUUAUAUAAAUGUCAAAUUUUAAUGGUAUUAUCCUAUCCUUAUUGUUAAAUUACGAUUAAAGCUGUCGUUGUCCGCUCCGUGGUAUGGGUAUGGACAUGGAGGAUGACGAUGAAGAAUCCGGAGGCCGAUGCACUUAGAAAUCAAAUAAGACGAGCAACAACAGUAAAUCGACGAUUCCUGAAAGGCAAGCGGCGCAAUACAGAGUACAGCUGACGAAAAGAAGAUCAGUAGGAAAAGAUUUUGAGCAGCGGAUCAGGCAAAAGCCAGCCCGCGACCGCCAUGUGCAUAGCCGUGUUCCUGUGGCGAGCUCAUCCGCUCUAUCCCUUCCUCCUGUUGCUCAACCGAGACGAAUUCCAUAGCCGGCCGACGACGCCGCUGGGAUGGUGGAGGGACGGCGACGGCGGCGGCGGCGGCGACGGAGCAAUUGAAUUUCUGGGUGGGCGAGACGAUAAGGCCGGCGGGACAUGGUUGGCCGCCACCAGAGAUGGCAGGGUUGCUUUCAUCACCAACGUUAGGGAGGCUACUUCUCUCUCCGCCGCCGCCAACAGCCGAGGCCACCUCCCACUUCGCUUCUUGCAGAGCCAGCAAAACCCAAUGGAGUUUGCUAGAGAGCUCGUGGAAGAGAUGGAUAGCUACAAUGGGUUUAACUUGGUAAUAGCUGAUGUUGGUUCCAACUCCAUGGUUUACAUCACCAACAGAGCCAAAUCAAACAGCGGCGAUGAUGCAAUCACAGAGGUUUCACCUGGUAUCCACGUCCUAUCCAAUGCUAGCCUCGAUUCUCCAUGGCCCAAGGCUCAAAGGCUUAGACAUAGCUUGAAGGAAUUCAUGGACAGACACGGCGAGCGAGAAGAAGUUCCGGCAAAAGAGAUGGCCGAAACACUGAUGACGAAUCCGGUCAAGGAAGAAGAUAAAACGUUGCUACCUGGAGUCUACCCUCCUGAUUAUGAAUACCAAUUGAGUUCCAUUUUUGUCGACAUUCAUGCACCAUCCGGUCGAUAUGGGACUAGAAGCACAUCUGUUGUGUUGGUGAGGAGGGACGGCGAGGUGAAGUUCUAUGAGAGGUAUAUUGACAAUGAAGAGUGGAAGGAGCAUAGUGAGUGUUUCAGAAUAGUGCAGAAUGUAGAUGAGACUGAUAUGGGUCAGGACCCAGCAUUCUCUAGUCUUUAGUUUAUGACAAUGAAAGUAGCUUUCUGUUCAAUGGCGGACACAGUGGAAUUUCCCUUGCAUUGCCAGAAUCUAUGUUGUCCUCGGCAAAAUGUGAUUGCUUCUUUCCUAGGUGGAUUAGGGAACUUUGAGCCUUUCAUAAUAACAGAGAAAGGAACGUGUCCUUCAAAGGGGUUCCGAGGCAGUUUUUAAGCUCACUGUGCUUGCACUGUACUUCCUAAUUAAGGAUCUCAGUUUGUUUUAACCAAGAAUCCUGUUCGUUCUGGUCGUACUUUCCCCACUUUCCAUAUUCGUCACUUGAGAAAUGAAACCAAAACCAAAUA
Linum trigynum is the source of this 2803-nucleotide messenger RNA. NCBI's taxonomy places the organism in Eukaryota, Viridiplantae, Streptophyta, Magnoliopsida, Malpighiales, Linaceae. The record is from the annotation of a GenBank genome assembly.